AUGGGAGAUUUUUCCGAUUUCGAUACGAAUGACGAGCCAAUCGAUUUGCCACCCGGGUUUCGAUUCCACCCGACAGAUGAGGAGCUCAUCACACAUUACUUGAAUCCGAAAGUAAUCGACAAUAGCUUUAGCACGAUCGCUAUUGGUGAAGUGGACCUCAACAAGGUUGAGCCUUGGGAUUUGCCAUGGAAGGCGAAAAUGGGAGAAAACGAGUGGUACUUUUUCUGUAUUAAGGAUAGGAAGUAUCCGACCGGUCAGAGGACUAACCGAGCUACAGUCGCCGGAUACUGGAAGGCGACCGGGAAAGAUAAGGAGAUUUUUCGAGCCAAAUUCUUGGUCGGGAUGAAAAAAACUCUGGUUUUUUACCGAGGCCGAGCCCCCAAAGGGAUGAAGACUAAUUGGGUCAUGCAUGAAUAUAGAAUGGAAAGGAAAAAAUCUCUGCAUAACAAUAAUAAUAAUGUUCCCAAAAAUGAUAAAAAUGAAUGGGUAAUAUGCAGAAUUUUCAAGAAAACUUUUGAAGACAAACAAGAUUACGGGGUCCCCGCAAAUUGCGAAGAGGAUUUACGAACAUCCGAUUUACCUCCACUAACGGACGUCUCAUUUGAUGAGAAUUAUACGAGCAAUGCCUUUUCGUCUGAGGAAUCAUCUCGUGCAACGCAUUUCUCCAAGCCUUCGGUGGACCCUGGGGAUAUUCCUCGUCGUGAUUUUACUUCUAACUCGAGGAGUUGUGGUUUUUCGCCUCGUCCAUUGAUUAUUCCUCGAGUUUCUAAGUCCGGCUCGGGUUUUUCGCCUCAAAUGGUAGCUUGUGGAGGAAAUCUCAAAGAUUCAGAUACGGUUUUCGCGCAAGAUCAAGCGAUGUUACGGGUUUUGCUCGAUAACGGCUCGGAAUUCAUCGAGGGUUUUUCGUUUCAAGAAGUGGGGUUGAAGCCUUGUGAAGAUGAAGAAUUUCAGAAUAUUUUUAGUGGGAAUUUGAAUAUUGAUUGCCUGUGGAAUUACUGA
This is a messenger RNA of Striga hermonthica, 999 nucleotides long. NCBI's taxonomy places the organism in Eukaryota, Viridiplantae, Streptophyta, Magnoliopsida, Lamiales, Orobanchaceae. The record is from the annotation of a GenBank genome assembly.